UUAAUUCUGAUUCGUGUGCCGCCGCCGCCGGAGCGCUUAUUACUGCUGCACGUUAGCUAAAUGGCGAACCACCUGAAGUUCGUGGCUCGGACAGUGAUGGUCCAAAAUGGGAACGUGGACACGGCUUAUAAAACACUGAACAGGAUCCUGACGACCGACGGCAUCGUCGACGAGGCCAAGCGGAGGCGCUACUACGAGAAGCCGUGUCGCCGACGGCAACGGGAGAACUACGAGGCGUGCCGACGGAUCUACAGCAUGCAGAUGGGGGAGAAGAUCUCCUUCCUCAUGAGGAGGAACAGGCAGGACCCCUGGGCCGGCUGCUAGACCCCCCCCCCCCCCCGUAUAACAAGCACAGCGGAACCUUCCACAAACACUGGGAGAGCGCCCCCUACAGCACGGCUCACCAAACCUGGGUUUGUUUAGACCGGGGAUUCUUCAAAAGAACUGGGAUGGAAUUAAGACUCCCGUUGCUUCACAGUUUGAUCCACUCCUGGUUUUGACUGUGAGUUUAAUUGCAGGGUUGGUAACGAGACUCCCGUUGCUUCACAGUUUGAUCCACUCCUGGUUUUGACUGUGAGUUUAAUUGCAGGGUUGGUAACGAGACUCCCGUUGCUUGGCAGUUUGAUCCACUCCUGGUUUUGACUGUGAGUUUAAUUGCAGAGUUGGUAACGAGACUCCCGUUGCUUCACAGUUUGUCCACUCCUGGUUUUGACUGUGAGUUUAAUUGCAGGGGUGCUAACGAGACUCUUUCCACUCUGUGGUCUUUGUUCCAAACCCUGUUCUGAAUCGUUUAAUUAUUCACCCUGUUAGAUAAACCUCCGUCCCUCCAUCCAGACCCCCUGAAGGAGUUCCUGGUCUCAGAUGAUCAGACGCUGGCUGUGCAGUCGCUGUGUGUGUCUUUAAAGAUUACAUUCUGUGAUCUUCUCAUCUCAAUAAAAACUAUUGCUGUU
Molecule: messenger RNA, 950 nt
Organism: Acipenser ruthenus (sterlet)
Lineage: Eukaryota; Metazoa; Chordata; Actinopteri; Acipenseriformes; Acipenseridae
Product: small ribosomal subunit protein bS21m-like
Exons: 2
Coding region: 61-324 (87 amino acids)
Biological process (GO): translation
Cellular component (GO): ribosome
Molecular function (GO): structural constituent of ribosome
Source: RefSeq, a predicted model, not a curated record